AUGACUUUGGGUCCGAAGCCCUACUACUGGCCGAAUACGAGGGAACUCUCGUAUGGAAGUAGUCCGCCGAUUGCGACGAGGACGGGGUGGAUGGCGUUGGCUUUGUUGCCGUUUGUGCUGGCUCUGAGCACGAAAGCCAAUCUCAUAUCAGCGUUGACGGGCGUAUCGCAUGAGAAGCUGCAGGUCUUCCAUCACUGGACCAGCUACGCCAUGUUCGUGCUGGCUCUCAUCCACACGUUCCCCUUCAUCAUCUUCCAUAUCUGGAAGGGCGAUAUGGUCAAGCAGUAUAACACGAGCAUUGCCUACUGGACGGGCGUUGUGGCGUUGAUCUUUCAGGCUUAUUUGACGGUUAUGUCGUUGCCUUCAAUUCGGAAUCGAUACUACGAGUUCUUCAAAGCCACGCACCUCCUCGCCGCUCUCGUCUUUAUCCUGUUCUUCUUCCUGCAUUGUGACUUUCGUCUCUCUUCGUGGGACUACUUCAUCGCCACUGGCGCAAUCUACAUUCUCUCCCUCCUCUCCGCUCAAAUCCGCACGCACCUCAUUCACGGCCGGCACAUGGCAACCAUCACCCCCCUCCCCUGCGGCCUCCUCCGCAUCACAAUCCCCACCGUCACGCUCACGACCUGGCACCCGGGACAACACCUCUUCCUGCGCUUCCUCGCCCCGAGCAAACUCGGCCUGCACGCUCUCACCGCGCACCCGUUCACCAUCGCCUCGCUGGCCCAUGACCCGGAUGCGCUGGGGAAGCCCUCGCAGUUGGUGUUCUUCGUUCGUCCGCAUAACGGCCUCACGGCACGGUUGGAUGCGUUGGCGAGGCAUGCGACGGGUGGGGGUUGGAGGUGUACAGUGCUUUUGGAAGGGCCGUAUGGUGGGACUGCGGUUGGGAUUGGGAGUGCGGGGCGAGGUGAUACUCAUGCUCAUGCUGACACUGAUACUGAUAGCGUGGUGAUUGUGGCAGGUGGUUCAGGCGGCGGAUUCGCAUUGGGUAUGCUAGCUGAGACGUUGAGGUUGAGGUCUUCAUCUUGCGGACGAGCGAAUGGAACGGUGAAAGUGGUGUUUGCGUGUCGGUCGACGGCCAUGGCGCGGUGGUUUCGGGAGGAGAGUGAGGCUUUGAUUUCAUCAUCAUCACCGUCCACUGGUUCGUCAGGGGAGUUGAAGCACGAGGGAAACGUGGUUGUGGACAUUCAUGAUACUUCUGUCUCCUCUUCUGCCUCUCCCUCUUCAUCAUCUUCGUCGUCUCUUUAUCAGGGCAAACAGACCCAGAAACAGACCCAGGGUGAUGGAACCGGAACCGGAGAACCAGACCUAGGAAGAGACAAAGAGGUAGAACCCGACAUCGAGCUCCUCGCGACGGACGACAAUACCUACAGGAAAGACACAGGGAGGCGAAUGAAUCGCGAGACGCAGACACAGACGGGGCUGUUCUACGCCGGACGGCCGAAACUUGCGGCGCGGAUCGCAGAGGUCUUGCAGCAGAAGAACAGGAAGGUGGCGAUUUAUGCGUGCGGACCGGCGUCGAUGCUGUUUGAUGUCACGAAUGCAGCGGCGGAUGCGCAGGGACGAGGGGAUGGGGGAGAUGUGAUUUUGCAUACGGAGACGUUUUCGUGGUGA
This is a messenger RNA of Aspergillus melleus, 1611 nucleotides long. RefSeq names its product ferric reductase family protein. Gene Ontology annotation, cellular component: plasma membrane. The transcript is spliced from 5 exons. The record is from RefSeq and is a predicted model, not a curated record. NCBI's taxonomy places the organism in Eukaryota, Fungi, Ascomycota, Eurotiomycetes, Eurotiales, Aspergillaceae. Gene Ontology annotation, biological process: intracellular iron ion homeostasis; copper ion import; iron ion transport. Bases 1 to 1611 code for a protein of 536 amino acids. Gene Ontology annotation, molecular function: ferric-chelate reductase activity.